Protopterus annectens (West African lungfish) is the source of this 1011-nucleotide messenger RNA. Its product is annotated as trace amine-associated receptor 3-like. The record is from RefSeq and is a predicted model, not a curated record. Bases 85 to 1011 code for a protein of 308 amino acids. Lineage: Eukaryota; Metazoa; Chordata; Ceratodontiformes; Protopteridae. Gene Ontology annotation, biological process: G protein-coupled receptor signaling pathway. The transcript has a single exon. Gene Ontology annotation, cellular component: membrane. Gene Ontology annotation, molecular function: trace-amine receptor activity.
GAAGCUACUGAAGUUCAGUACUGCUUCAGCUCAGUAAAUGGAUCCUGUCCAAAAGAAGACCGAUCUCUAACCGUUAGAGCACUGAUGUACAUUCUUUUUACUGGUGGAACAAUAAUUACACUAUGUGGAAACCUGAUGGUAAUUAUUUCAAUCUCACAUUUCAAGCAGCUCCACACACCUACCAACUUCCUUGUUCUCUCCUUAGCUGUGGCUGAUUUUGUUGUAGGAUUUAUAGUGAUGCCAUACAGUAUGAUAAGGUCUGUUGAGACGUGUUGGUAUUUUGGGGAUGCAUUUUGCCUUUUCCAUUCAUGUUGUGAUAUGUCAUUGACCACAGUCUCGGUUUUUCAUCUGAUUUUUAUUGCUGUUGAUCGUUACUGUGCUAUAUGUGACCCACUGCUCUACUCUGUUAAGAUAACAAAUGCUGUUGCAGGAUUGUUUAUUGUGAUCAGUUGGAUUAUACCCACUGUUUAUUCAUAUGGUACAAUUUAUUCAAAAGUAGGAAUUUUACAGACUUAUGUUUCUUCUAAACUGUGUCUGGGGAAGUGUGUGGUUAUAUUUGACUCCAUGUGGGGUACACUGCAGUUUUUUAUUUCAUUUUUCUUACCAUGUUCUGUAAUGAUGGGAAUAUAUGCAAAAAUAUUUCUUGUUGCCAGAAAACAUGCAAAAAUAAUUUGUUCUAUACAAAAUAAUCAUCCUUCUACAAAAUCUGAAAAAUAUUCCAAAAAGAAAGAAAGAAAAGCUGCUAAGGUAUUAACAAUAGUAAUGGUUGUAUUCAUCUUUUGCUGGUUUCCUGUAUAUUUAGAUAUUAUUAUUGACCCUUAUAUUAAUUUUUCUACUCCGCCUGCAUUAUAUGAUUCUCUGGUGUGGCUGGGGUAUUUUAAUUCAACAUUUAAUCCACUGAUUUAUGCAUUCUUUUAUCCAUGGUUUCAACGAUCCAUAACUAUUAUUGCAUCCUGCAAGAUAUUUAACUUACACUCAUCAAACAUGAAUGUUUUUCCAGCCUUUAAUUAA